This is a messenger RNA of Phragmites australis (common reed), 1504 nucleotides long. Its product is annotated as eukaryotic translation initiation factor 3 subunit F-like. Gene Ontology annotation, cellular component: eukaryotic translation initiation factor 3 complex, eIF3m. Gene Ontology annotation, biological process: translational initiation. The transcript is spliced from 5 exons. The coding region runs from base 203 to 1240 and encodes 345 amino acids. The record is from RefSeq and is a predicted model, not a curated record. Gene Ontology annotation, molecular function: translation initiation factor binding; translation initiation factor activity; metallopeptidase activity. Lineage: Eukaryota; Viridiplantae; Streptophyta; Magnoliopsida; Poales; Poaceae.
AAGUGUCUUUACUUGGCAACUGGUUCAGGCUAGAAUGCCCUGCUACAUUUGAUGCUAACAUUAGCUGUGUUGUAUUUUUUUUCUUUUUAGAAUUCUUUUUUAGAGGAAGGAGAUUUAUUUUUUGAGGAAUUGAGAGGAAGGAGAUUUAUUUUUUGAGGAAUUGAGAGGAAGGAGAUGCUGUGCUGUGUUUGGGUAGCAAAGCAUGAUGUCCAGGCCCGUUUCCCAUCAAACUGGGCCGGGCCGGGCCGGGCCGGAGAGAAAGAGAGGAAGGAGACAAGAGCGAAGAAACCCUAACAACCCGAGAGGCACGCUCCUUCUCCCUUUUGGUUGCGCCAGCGCCGCCGCCGCCGCCCAAGCCAACUCCUCCGACUCGCUCCGUGUCGAGGCCAUGACGGCGCCGGCGACCUCCCCUGGUCUCCUCUUCCCUUGGUCAUCCUCCGCGCGGGUGGAGGCGGUGGUGCUCUUCAACAUCUGCGACAGCUACGUGCGCCGCCCGGACCAGGCGGAGCGCGUCAUCGGCACGCUCCUCGGCUCCCUCCUCCCCGACGGCACCGUCCACGUCCGCAAUUCCUACGUCGUACCCCACAGCGAGUCCGCCGACCAGGUCGCAAUCGAUAUCGAUUACCACCGUAACAUGUACGCCUCGCACCACAAGGUCAACCCCAAGGAGCUCAUCGUCGGAUGGUUCUCCACUGGCUUUGGUGUUUCGGGGGGCAGUACGCUCAUCCAUGACUUCUAUUCAAGGGAAGUACAAAACCCCAUUCAUCUUACAGUUGACACUGGCUUCACUAGAGGGGAGGCUUCCAUCAAAGCCUAUGUCUCAUCCAACCUGUCCCUCGGAGAUAGGCACCUUGCUGCACAGUUUCAGGAAAUUCCUAUGGAUCUAAGGAUGAUUGAGGCAGAAAAAGCUGGAUUUGAGAUCCUGAAAUCUACAAUGGUGGAGAAGCUUCCCAAUGAUCUGGAAGGAAUGGAGUCUUCAAUGGGAAAGCUUUACAUUCUUAUUGAUGAGAUCUACAAAUAUGUCGAUGAUGUUGUGGCAGCACGUGUGGCACCUGACAACAGAGUUGGGAGGUUCAUCGCUGACUCGGUUGCUUCAAUGCCGAAAUUGUCUCCAGCUGCUUUCGAUAAGCUUUUCAACGACAAGAUUCAGGAUAACCUUGCGCUGGUAUACCUGUCAAGCAUCACAAGGACACAGAUCAGCAUAGCUGAGAAGCUGAACACAGCUGCUCAAGUCCUGUAAUCGGGGUGGUGUAGCAUCUGGGGUUUUUUGUUAUGUUUUGCGUCUCUGCCGAAUUGAAACAUCUGGAUUCAGUGGCAGAAAUGCAGUUUUGUACUCGUUAGAUGAGAUCUAAAAGAAAAGAGUUAGUCAUGAUGAGAUCCCAUAAUGUUAGUAGCGAUGGAGGCCGAGACAUUUCUAUUGGGGUUAGUGUUUUGUUUCUAGUCGAAUAUCUGUAAUGCUUGAUUUUGUGUAGCAACACAGUUAAUGGUGGCAUGAAUUUCUUGA